Cercopithifilaria johnstoni is the source of this 786-nucleotide messenger RNA. The record is from the annotation of a GenBank genome assembly. Lineage: Eukaryota; Metazoa; Nematoda; Chromadorea; Rhabditida; Onchocercidae.
AUGCUUGGUGAUCAAGACAGAAACAGCUUGCUUGAAACUGUCGUAUUUCGACCAUUAUAUAUGCGGAAAUGGUUCGGUUAUCCAAGAACAACGUCUGCUAGUGAUAAUGUAAACGACAAUAAUUUUGCUUCUGUUGAUGAACGAAGUACCACCAUCAUUUCAUCCUCUUCAUAUAUCUUCGAAAGACUGAAGGAAUUUUACGCUGAUGAAAAUAUGAAUUUUGAGAAAUGGAUAACGUUAAAGGGCAUGAAAGUGGCAUUUUUUAGUCAAACUGUACUUGGUGUAAUCACAAAGAUGAUUUCAACGAAGGCUAAUCAACAAAAUAUGAGUUUUCCGAACAGUGAUGUCAGUGAUGGAUUGAGGAAGUGUUUAACAAAAAGCAUCUUUAGCGGCGCUGUUAUGGCCGUCAACAUUGCAUGCAUAAUGAUAUCUAUAACACAUUUUACAGUAUGGCGUGAGCAUUUUUCGCUUUGGAUUGUUCCGUGCGCUACGACUGUUAUCCCAACUAUAUUCAGUUACUCUUUGGGUGUGAAGCCGUUGCAAGCAGUGAAAGGUGGACUAAUGCUAGGAGCGUUAUCAUCAUUGGCAAUUGUUAUUGCUUCUCAAAUUUACAAAUUAUCAAUCGAUGAAACAUAUCAAUACCUUAAGAAUAGUAUUGAAAUCGGAUUGAGGAAAGAAAAAGAAAGCGAAUUGUACAGAUUCAUGAAAGAGCAUCAUAUUCAUAGCAAAUGGUUCGGGAAAUGGAUGUUGAAUAGAAGUCGUAUAAAUGAAGAUAUUGAUGAUUAA